Molecule: messenger RNA, 1479 nt
Organism: Coccidioides posadasii C735 delta SOWgp
Lineage: Eukaryota; Fungi; Ascomycota; Eurotiomycetes; Onygenales; Onygenaceae
Source: RefSeq, a predicted model, not a curated record
AUGUCUCCAAAACCCGAGACAGACCCAUUCUGCUUAGAAUGCCAUUGGGAGAAUUACCACAUGGCCGACGGCAAUCUCCUUUCCGGCCCAGAGUGCUUUGAUAUAUCCUGCUGGAGUGGUGCUGAUUUCGACAACCAUAAUUCUCUCUCGUGCAACCUGUCAGCAGAGUGUUGCAAUAUGGAUGAUUGUGCGGAUGCUUGCACUACUGUCUGCGAUGGCUUCGUCGACUGCGACAAGUCCACCAUCUGCUCCGAGUCCUAUUGCGACAAUUUAAACUGCGAGAAGACGUCUACUGCCUGCUACGAUAAGAAUUGCAUCGAGGUGCAUUACGAUAAUGUCCACCAAACACAUGAAAAUAACUUCUUGAGCCAAGAUGGAUCUCUGAACUGGGACUGUAUGACUUUGGGUCCCGAGCACGGCAACUGUGGGUUCCACGGCGAGAACUUUGACGGUUCCUUUACUUCACACAUUCAUCCCUCCGGGACAACGGUUGCUUGUGACCUGUCCUCUAUCAAAGAUCUGAGUCAAAGCCACUUCUCUGAUCAGCAGACCCCUUUCGACUCACAUUCUCAUAUAGUCUCUGGCCCGUGUCUAAAUCAUGGACUCGGAGCCAUUUGCAUUAGCAAUACGACAGAACUUUGCCACAACACGGGAAACUGUACAUAUCAACGAAAGAUAGGCGGCAAUUUACCUCUCGGAAGCUGUUCUGGGAUAUCGACGCCCUUUGCUUCAUUACACUCUUCCAGGACUGCCAACCAUCGUCAUCACCAUGGCCAUGGCUCUUUCCAGGCGCUGGCCUUGCAGCUAUAUCACCGACGACAAGAAGCAACGCCAACGAUUACAACUUCCACACGCUCUACUCCGAGUCUGAGCAUGCAUUCAAGCCCUGUUCCAGCACCCAUCGGCCAAGAAGCGACUGGUACCCCAUUGUUCGAUGCCUCCGACUUUCUCGGCGCUGAAGAGCUGCAUAUUUGCAGAUGGGUUGGAAAUAAAUUAGAAAAUAAAAUUUGCGGUGAAAUAUUUCCAGACGCAGGCAGCCUGCAGAAACACCUCACAACAGCCCAUGCGGACCCAACGCAAGGAUGCCAAGGACAAGGUUAUUACUGCUGUUGGGAAGGCUGUUCCCGUCCAGACGAACCGUUUUCGCAGAAGUCUAAACUACAGGGCCAUUUUUUAACACACAGUAAUUAUAAAAGUUUUCGAUGUUCCAUUUGCGGGAAGCCUUUUGCAAGGCAGGCAACCUUGGAAAGGCAUGAACGAAGCCACCGAGGAGAUAAGCCAUAUAAGUGUAAGGAAUGUGGGAAGAAGUUCACAGACAGCAGUGAAUUAAAAACACACAUGCGCACACACACCGGCGAAAAGCCAUUUAAAUGUAACCAUCCUGGAUGCACCUUCGAGACCGGGGACCCCACGGAGAACGGAAACACAAGUGUCCUUAUCCAGGAUGCUCUAAGAGUUUUACAAGACCAGAUCAGUUGA